CCCAUCCUCUCCCUACUCCCCGCCCCUCCAUGUUUCCUCCCAUAAACUUUAGCAACAUUGUUCUCUGCAGCAGAGCAGCAGCAUACCCUGCAAAAUACUGGUCCUCCCAGCUUCUCGCAGACAGACAGACGGACGGACAGCGAGACAAACAGGAGAAAAAAGACCAAACGGACCCCACAGACUGAAGAAGUACGACUGUGCAAGGCUUGGAUCUUAAACAUCCAUCUCCAUCCCAUCAUUAAGGCAGGACACUGUGAUAGCCAUCCAUCUCUCCCCAUUGUGCUCCAGCUGUCAUCUACCACCACCACUAGAGGGCAUCAUUGCAACAUUCAUCAGUGUGACGGGCCCAGCUCUCUGGACAAACCGCUACCAGUCACAGGCAUUAGCAAAGCCUGGCCAGGUUCCAGCUCAAGGGACACUUGGAGGACAAGUUUCUUGACCGCAUUCUGUAUGUAAUACUAAACGGGCUCCAUCUCUUCAACAAAGCUAAAUGAGUCAAAUCCCUUGAACUGACCUCUAGAACAAAAUCACUCCUGCCAGGCCUGCUUGACACCAGCAGCACUGUAGAAUUACAACAAACAAACACAUCUGGGGCUUCAGUGCAACAGGCCCGGCCCCUCAAAAUAACAAAGUCCUUGUUCUACAAUCCCUCAAUCCCAACAGCCGCCCUCGCCUCCAACCAUGGAAAAGGUUCAGCACCUGACGCGCACGGCCAUGCGUCGGGCCUCCCAGGCGGUAGACGUUCCACCUCAAGCCAAGCAGAACAUACAGGAGCUGUUUGUCAACUUCUGCCUCAUCCUCAUCUGUCUUCUCCUCAUCUACAUCAUUGUGCUCCUCAUGAAAGCAAUGUAGCUGAACCCACUCAAGGAAAACCCCAUCAGUGCAGUGUGAGGAAGGUGGCAUAUCUUCCUCUAUUCAUCCGUCUGCCUAUCAUCCACCACUCCAUCCAGCAACACCUGUAUGGGGUCUAGCCAUGUGAGGCCUGUCUGUGUAAUCUUCAAUCUUCAAGGCUUCUGACUCUUAUUCCAUGCCAUGAACAACUACAAAAGUACCAAGCCGCUGCUCAAAGUUCUGCUUAUUAUGGUAGUGCUAUUGCUUACACUCAUUCUCUAUUGGAUUAUGGGAUUUAUGGAACAGUAUCUCCUAAAUGGGAUAAAUCACCAUGGCUUAAUUUGGCUCAAUCACAUAAUUAGACAGGGUUGAUGACAAAAAUAAAUGAUAUAAAAUGAACAUGUUCUAACUUUGCAUUAUGUCUGAAAACCUAUACAACAAAUUAUGCAAUCUUUAUAUCACCUUGUACAUCUUCACUACCCUUACCUCUUUAGUAGCACUAAAUACUACAUUUAAUGUGUUUUGCAAAUGGUUUAGAGUGCUAGAUGAGAAGAAAAUGCGGAAUUGAGGGUAGAAAGUCAUGUGAAAAGCUACUCACAUAAUGUACAUUCGACAAUGUAUCGAAGUGUGAAUGCAAUAUGUAACAAUGUUAGGUAGCUACUGGAGCUGACUAAUGUGCAGUAAAAGACCAACAAAUGAAUGGCUGGGGGAGGCAAAUAUUAAAAUCCUUUAGCUACAAGACAGAAAUAAACUCGCUGACCUGUAAUAAUUAAAUAUGUAUGACAGUACUGCAGUACUGCUGAGCUGGCAAGCGACAGCUUUUUUUUAAAUUUUUACAGUACCUCUCUCUCCCUUAAAAACACACACACAUAUUACAUACACCAAGUGAUGUCACCCAUUCUAAAAACAGGUAAUGUCCAUUAUCUUUUCAUUGGUUUCUCAAAUAUAACAUCUCAUAUUCUUUGGAAAUAAAUGCUAAA
Molecule: messenger RNA, 1811 nt
Organism: Lampris incognitus (smalleye Pacific opah)
Lineage: Eukaryota; Metazoa; Chordata; Actinopteri; Lampriformes; Lampridae
Gene: pln1
Product: phospholamban
Exons: 3
Coding region: 682-852 (56 amino acids)
Biological process (GO): negative regulation of calcium ion import into sarcoplasmic reticulum; negative regulation of ATPase-coupled calcium transmembrane transporter activity; negative regulation of heart rate
Cellular component (GO): sarcoplasmic reticulum; membrane
Molecular function (GO): ATPase inhibitor activity
Source: RefSeq, a predicted model, not a curated record